AAGAAAAAAUUAAACCUCGGUGGACAUCUUGUCCCUGAAACAAAAACCUAAAUCAACCAUUCGAGCUGAAAACCAGUCGACAGAAAAAUGGAUAUGUCGAUCGAGAUCGAACAACGUAUUUCUUUCUUUAAGCUUGCUCGAAGUACAGCAGAAGAUACAUAUGCUAAAAACCCUCUGGACGCCGAUAAUUUAACAAGAUGGGGCAGCGUGUUGCUCGAGUUAUCACAGUUUGAAAAUGAACCUCCUGUCUCGAAGAAGAUGGUUCAAGGCAACUGGUUAUGUUCUAUAGAUGCUAUUGACAAGCUAGAGGAGGCACUUGUUAUUAAUCCUGCAAAGCACGAAGCUCUGUGGUGCCUUGGGAAUGCAUAUACAGCUAAUGCAUUUCUUAUUCCCGACUUUGAUGAGGCUAAAGUUCACUUUGAUAAGGCAGCCCAGUACUUUGAGCAAGCAGUUGCAUUGGAACCAAAAAAUGAAUAUUAUCAAAAAUCACUUGAAGUAUCUGCUAAGGCUCCUCAGCUACACGUGGAGAUUCACAAGCAUGGUUUGGGUCAGCAGGCAAUGGCGCCCGAGCCUUCAUCGUCUACCAGCACGAGGCAGAGUACAAAGAGGAGCAAAAGUAGUGAUCUCAAGUAUGACAUAUGUGGGUGGAUUAUCCUUGCUGUCGGCAUUGUUGCAUGGGUUGGGUUUGCAAAAGCUAACAUGCCUCCACCACCACCCCCUCCGAGAUAAAUCUGGUCAAGUAUUUGCUUCACAUUGUCCGGAUAUCAAGUCUCUUGCUGAAAGGAACUUUUUUUUUUGUUUGGGUUGGAUAAGAGCUUCGAAAAACAUCAGUUUUUGCAUCGGUUAUCAUUUUCUUUUCCCAUUUGCCCUUUUCCAUGGAGUACCUUAAUCCAUGUAACUUUAAGGUAAGAGGUUUUGUAAUAUUGUUUUGCAGCAAGUGAUGGAGUUUUCCCAAUAAAUAUUCUUGCUCUAAUAUGUACUCAGCUUUCACAAGAACUAGCAAAUCCAUAAGGUAUUAUGUACUGCAUAAAUAAUACUUAUUUGGAAACUCUUUUCAAAAGGAUCUAUAUAAAGUCCAAUUUCAAGUUGGAAAAUGCUACAAGUACAUAAUAAAUGUACAU
Molecule: messenger RNA, 1121 nt
Organism: Striga asiatica
Lineage: Eukaryota; Viridiplantae; Streptophyta; Magnoliopsida; Lamiales; Orobanchaceae
Source: the annotation of a GenBank genome assembly